AUUGACUACUAGCUAUGUAUUCAUUCUAUCAAUCGUACAGACUGCGCUGRAUUUACGAGCUAAGUUACUAAGAUGAUAAUGGAAGAAUCGCUCUGGAAUAAUUUUGACAUUAAAUGYUUCAACAAAGAACUUGAGGAUUUUGAUAGCGGUUGCUCCUCCAUGCCAUCUUCUCCAAGCAAUUAUAGUGAUUUUUCUGGCUCCAGUAAUGAUGAWUGCAAUGUUAAUGAUCUUCUGACCAAGAAAAUUGACAUCCUGGAUAUGGAUUUGGACCAAAUGACAGAAGAAGCAAUUGUUAACCCGUUCAUAAAAAUCAGGACAGAAAAUGAUUUACAGGAGGAUUUUUGCAAAAAUGACGACUUGUUAACAGAAAGUGAUGAGUUGCUUGGAAUGUUAAUGAAUGGAUAUGAACUAUUCAAAGAAGACAGCUCUACAUUUGAUAAUGAAAAGGAUGUUAGCUUGUAUGAUGACAAAGGUGUGGAGAAAACCAUUCAAAUCGGCGUGCAAGGGCAAUCUACUUUGACACCAGCACAGCCAACUGUAGGGCCCCAGUGUAGAAAGAAAACACUCUCAAGUAGAAAUGUUUCUGAUCACACCUAUGCCUGUGAAGAGGUAUCAAAUGAUGAUAAUGAAAAAUAUCCAAAAGAUGAAAGUUACUUAGAAAAACGAAGAAGAAACAAUCUUGCUGCUAAAAAGUCAAGGCAAUUGAAAAGAUCUAAGGAAAUAGAAAAUUUGAAAUAUUUUGAAAAACUCUCCAAAGAAAAUAAGAGUCUACUGAAAGAACUCAAAAAGCUGCAGUCUUUGGUUUCAAAACUUGAAGUCAAAUUAAAUUAGCAUUCUUGAAUGAUGGCACUUCCUUUUGGCUUGUUAAUUAAAUUGUAAAUAUUUGAAAUAUAUAUAAGUCUAUUAUGAAUAUCAGUUGUCACUUCCCAACAUUGAAAAUUAGCCUGUGUACAUCUGUUUCUCACCCCUCAAAAAAUCGGGGAGAGAACGAUUUUUUGAGGGGUGAGAAACGGAUGUACACAGGCUACAUUGAAAAUAGACCAGAAGCAUUAUUGGCAUUUCAUAAUUUAUAAAUUCCUAGUGAAUUCUUCGCACCAGUAAUAUCGAUGGUUUCGAAUACAAUUACACAAAAUUUGUAAUAUGUUCUAUAUGAUAGCGAUCAGUGAUGCUAGAAAGAUCGUGAUUCGGAGGAGAGGGAUCUUUAUCAUGAAAACACUUAAUGUUUAUGGUCUUUUUUCUUGUCACUGACAAACCUGAUUGAAAGAUGUUUGUAUAUGUAUAUAACAAGAUUGUGAAUAUUUAUAUUGUGCUGCAGUUGUGAUAAGGAAAAAUUGAUUUUGAUAAUAAAAGCAUUUCGUUCAUUUGUAAAUAUAA
Exaiptasia diaphana is the source of this 1374-nucleotide messenger RNA. RefSeq lists its product as uncharacterized. The transcript has 2 exons. NCBI's taxonomy places the organism in Eukaryota, Metazoa, Cnidaria, Anthozoa, Actiniaria, Aiptasiidae. The record is from RefSeq and is a predicted model, not a curated record. Gene Ontology annotation, molecular function: DNA-binding transcription factor activity. The coding region runs from base 73 to 831 and encodes 252 amino acids. Gene Ontology annotation, biological process: regulation of DNA-templated transcription.